This is a messenger RNA of Spodoptera exigua (beet armyworm), 687 nucleotides long. NCBI's taxonomy places the organism in Eukaryota, Metazoa, Arthropoda, Insecta, Lepidoptera, Noctuidae. The record is from the annotation of a GenBank genome assembly.
AUGAGUUUCAACAUCUUGGUUGUGUCCGUUGGCCUGAUCGUAGCUGCCUCAGCCAGCAGCCAGCAAGAAAAGAGAAGUGUCAUCAGCAUAGAGCCAGCUGCUUGGCCCGGAGUCGCGACUUGGGUGCAAGGAGGACAUGGUGGUUGGUCAUCAGACACCAGUUCAGAUGUGGCUGGUGCAGUCGCUGCCGCUAAAGCAGCUGCGACCGCGGUGAUGGCCGCUCAGCACGAGGUCGCCGCGGCUAAACAUGCUGCACUGGAACAGCAGAGUGUAGCCAGUGCUAAGGAAGCGGCUGCCGCUCGUGCUGCUCAUAAAAGUGAAGAAGCAGCAAGAAUCGCUCGUGCACAUGCACUAGAGGCUGCACAGGCAGCAGUGCAGGCACAAGCCCAGCUGGCAGGAGCCAAGGCACGCGCUGCUGCUGCUCAGAAGAUCGCUGCCGCCCGCGAAGCUGCAGCUGCUAAGGCCAUACAACGUGCUGCUCACAAUCAGGCUGCCAGACUGCAGAAUGCUGACUUAGAGGCGCUGAAGUUAUCCGUAAUCCAAAGUUCGGGCGCGGCUGGAGCUGCAGGGGCUGCCCAGCACGCUGCUACAGCUGCAGCGGCUGCUCUCCGCCCACAGACGCCAGAGUGGCCAGCAAAACCUUGGACUGCCGCUGCAUGGGUACCUGCCGCUUGGGGCUGGGCUUAA